ACUGUGAAAGAACUGGAAAGGCAAGAGAAGCUCGUGGCCCUUAGAAACUUGGCCACCCUCUUUCACACGCACUUUUUUUUUUUUUGCCAUCUUCUCUCUUUUUCUCUUCUCUUAACAGUUAAUUUCCCAAGCUUUUGCAGCUCUGUCCUCCAAGUAGCUGGGGCUCCCUACUCUCCAUUGAGACAAAGAUCAACAAAAAUGGUGAAGGAAACUGAGUAUUAUGAUGUUCUUGGUGUUAGUCCAUCAGCUUCCGAGGAGGAGAUUCGGAAAGCUUAUUAUCUUAAGGCAAGGCAAGUUCAUCCAGACAAAAAUCCAAAUGAUCCUCACGCUGCUGAGAGAUUUCAGGUAUUAGGUGAAGCUUAUCAGGUUCUGAGUGAUCCCGUCCAAAGAGACACAUAUGAUCGAAAUGGGAAAUACAGCAUAUCUAGGGAAACCAUGCUUGACCCAACAGCGGUCUUUGCUCUUCUCUUUGGAAGUGAAUUAUUUGAGGACUACAUAGGACAUCUUGCUGUUGCAUCAAUGGCUUCUUCGGAACUAGCCAGUGAAACAGACAAUUCUGAAAAACUGCAUGAUAAGUUGACGGCUGUCCAGAAAGAGAGAGAAGAAAAGCUAGCAAGAUCACUGAAAGAUUUUCUUAACCAAUAUGUCCGAGGUGACAAAGAUGGAUUCUUACAGCGUGCAGAAUCUGAAGCCAGACGGCUGUCUGACACUGCUAUUGGAGUUGAUAUCUUACACACUAUUGGCUACAUAUACUCAAGACAAGCUGCCCAAGAGCUUGGAAAGAAAGCAAUUUAUCUAGGUGUGCCUUUCUUGGCCGAGUGGGUUCGCCACAAGGGACAUUUCUGGAAGUCACAGAUUACUGCGGCAAAAGGUGCUUUUCAGCUACUGCAACUUCAAGAAGAUAUGCGCCAGCAAUUUAAAAAGGAUGGUAGUGGACCUGAAAAUGAUGUCGAAUCACACGUACGGUUAAACAAAGAAACUUUGGUGAGCUCAUUAUGGAAAUUGAAUGUGGUGGAUAUUGAAGUAACCCUCGUUCAUGUGUGCCAAAUGGUGUUGCGGGAAAAUAAUGUCAAGAAGGAGGAACUCAAAGCUAGAGCUCUGGCUCUGAAAGUUCUUGGGAAGAUAUUCCAGGAACAACGAGCUCAAAAUGGUGGAACAUCAAGGAGGAAAAAUGUGGCUGAAAUAGAUGCUUAUGAUGAUGAUGAUGAUGGAAGCAGUUCCGACAGCAGCAGUGAAGAGGAGUCGCCCAGAGCGCUUUCAUACCGAACUCCUUUUCUCACCCAGGGUAUUGGGAGACUCUUCAGAUGCCUCUGUAACCCAGCAUUUGAUGUGGAUGAUGAUGAAAUUGUAUUCAAAAGCAAAUGAUUGGACGAAUGUAAAUUUGCAGACACUUUGUUGCAAUACUAUAACCCUUGCUGAUGCCUCUCAACUUUGUUCUUCAUUUCCCCCGGAAAUUUAUCCUCAAAAAAACAAAAAAAGAAGACGACGAAGAAGAAACUAAGAAAAAGAAUACACUCUGGCUCUGCCAGCACCUUUCAAUAGUUUGGGAUUUCUUUUUUAUAGACUACAAAAGGUAUGUAUGUAUGCUUGUGUUGUUAUGCAUGUCAGAGGCUUUGGACUCAAAGAGAUGAUGGGGAAAAAGAAUUGUAGGGCCCUCGGGUUUUGUCCUCCCUUGAAUAUUCGAUAAGGCUAGGCUAAUGGUAGGAGGAAUCAAGAUCUAACAUUCACCCAAAAAUAAAAAGCAUACCUUACC
This is a messenger RNA of Theobroma cacao (cacao), 1753 nucleotides long. Lineage: Eukaryota; Viridiplantae; Streptophyta; Magnoliopsida; Malvales; Malvaceae. The record is from RefSeq and is a predicted model, not a curated record.